Cornus florida is the source of this 2521-nucleotide messenger RNA. RefSeq names its product pentatricopeptide repeat-containing protein At1g07590, mitochondrial. The transcript has 2 exons. Gene Ontology annotation, cellular component: mitochondrion. Gene Ontology annotation, molecular function: protein binding. The coding region runs from base 24 to 1856 and encodes 610 amino acids. The record is from RefSeq and is a predicted model, not a curated record. Lineage: Eukaryota; Viridiplantae; Streptophyta; Magnoliopsida; Cornales; Cornaceae.
ACUAGGUUCAGUACCGACCAAGCAUGCUAGCAGUGGCCUUUCUGUGUGAACGCAGAGUCUUUGGGGCUAUACGUCGAACGCUUGCCAUCUCUUGGACUGUAAACCAAACUCAUUCUUGUUUCACCUUCUCUACCCAAGCACUUGAUAAUUCGUCUGGGAAGGAGAGUUCAGUUUCGAAUCGACGAGAAGAAGAAGAACCCAAUAGUUUGUGUAGGACUAUCAAUCAAACCCAUUCUAGUUUCACCUUCUCUACCCAAACACCUGGUAAUUCGUCUGACAAGGAGUGUUCAGUUUCGAAUCGACGAGAAGAAGAAGAACCCAAGAGUUUGUUUAGGACUAUCAACCAAACCCAUUUUGAUUUCACCUUCUCUACACAAACACCUGAUAAUUCGUCCGAGGAGGAGGAGAGUUCAGUUCCGAAUCGACGAGAAGAAGAAGAAGAACCCAAGACUUUGUGUAGGAGGAUUGAAAGGCUCGGCAAAGGAGAGCCUGUUGGGUCUGCCUUCCAGAGCUGGAUGGGCGAGGGCUUACCCAUUCAUAGAGGCGACAUCUUUCACACCAUCAACCGUUUGCGGAAGCUCCAAUUCAACAAACGUGCCCUUGAGGUGAUGGAAUGGGUGAUCAGAGAGAGGCCUUACAGACCAAAGGAACUAGACUACUCCUAUCUUUUGGAAUUCACAACUAAGCUUCAUGGGGUAUCACAAGGUGAAAAACUGUUCUGUCAUGUCCCACAGGAGUUUCAAAACGAGUUACUCUACAACAAUCUCGUAAUUGCAUGCCUGGAUAAAGGCAUGAUAAAGCUUGCACUUGCAUACAUGAAGAAAAUGAGGGAAUUUAGUCACCCCAUUUCACACCUAAUUUUCAACCGCCUUAUUAUCCUCCAUUCCUCCCCAAGCCGUAAGAAAGCCGUCCAAAAAAUUCUCAGACAAAUGAAGGCCGAUAAGGUAGAUCCACAUGUCUCCACCUACAACAUUCUCAUGAAAAUAGAAGCUAAUGAACACAAUAUUGAAGGGUUGGUAAAGGUGUUUGGUGAAAUGAAGCGAGCAAAAGUAGAGCCAAAUGAGAUCUCCUUCUGCAUAUUAGCUACUGCACAUGCUGUGGCAAGGUUAUACACCGUUUGUGAGGCUUAUGUUGAAGCUGUGGAGAAGUCCAUAACAGGAAAUAACUGGUCAACACUAGAUGUCCUUGUUAUAUUGUAUGGGUAUUUGGGGAAGGGAAAGGAGCUUGAGCGAACUUGGGGCCUUGUGCAAGAACUCCCCCAUGUUAGGCCUAAGAGUUUUGUGCUGGCUGUUGAAGCAUUUGGGAGGAUUGGAGAGGUAAGUCGUGCUGAAGACCUUUGGUUUGAAAUGAAAUCAACAAAAGGCUUGAAAUCGACCGAGCAAUUUAAUUCAAUGAUAUCUGUUUAUUGUAAACAUGGGUUUAUUACUAAAGCAACUGGGUUGUAUAAAGAAAUGGAGAAAUAUGGAUGCAAACCAAAUGCCAUAACUUUUCGACAACUUGCUCUGGGUUGCUUGAAAGCAGGAUUAAGCAAAGAAGCCCUGAAAACACUGGAGUUGGGGAUGGAUCUGACAACAAGCACCAGAGUAAAGAAAUCGACCCCAUGGCUGGAGACCACUCUUUCAAUAGUUGAAUUGUUUGCAGAGAAGGGUGAUGUAGAGAAUGUUGAGAACUUGUUUGGAGAAUUGAAAAAAGCAAAUUAUGCUAGGUAUACUUUUGUGUACAAUACAUUGAUCAAGGCUUACGUAAAGGCCAAGAUUUAUGAUCCAAACCUUCUGAGAAGGAUGAUUCUGGGAGGGGCUCGACCAGACUCGGAGACCUAUAGCCUUGUGAAACUACUUGAGCAGUUCCGAACCUGAUUCUAUUUUAUUGUGAUUAAAUAAGUUACGUUUUAUACCAAUCACUGAUUUCUAGAAAUGGGAUACAAGUUUGGUAUGUGGAUCUUAUCAGUGGAACAAAGUAAAAACAAGAGAACUGGAAUAAAUUUGGGAGUAUCAUCCUGCAAUGGGGAUGCCACAUACCGGUUUCGAUUAUUAAUGUUCUUUUCCCUGCUUGGGGCUGGUGAAGAAAUUUUGUAAUAACGGUAUGUAUCACUUCAGGUUGUUUUUCCCUUGUCGUCAAAGACUCCUCCUUUUGAAGAUUCUAACAGAAUAGUACCAGAGAAAUAUUGUCUAAGCCAGUCUACACCUCCAACAUUGCUAAUUUGAUACGCUACAACCGGCAUAACCUGGGGUUGAAGCAGACACUCUCUUCUUGGUUGCCGCUCCUAGUUGGGCCAAUUUUUACCCUGAUAAAUGUUUUUGAAGCUGACCGGUAGUUGUGAGUUUCUUUGUAAUUCAAAGCAUUAUUGACAUUUAUAUACAUGCCUAGUGCAAUACAAUUGUAAUCACUUGCUUUUUUUUUAGGACUUGUUGCUGGCCAUGGAUGAAAAUGGAAUGAGUAUAAACGUUCAUCUAUGUACUGAAAUUCUGUCUUCCUUUUUAUGACAAGUUGAUAUAUUCAUGUUUUAUGGGUUUUGAUUUUU